Molecule: messenger RNA, 600 nt
Organism: Sorex fumeus (smoky shrew)
Lineage: Eukaryota; Metazoa; Chordata; Mammalia; Eulipotyphla; Soricidae
Exons: 1
Coding region: 1-600 (199 amino acids)
Molecular function (GO): DNA binding, bending
Source: RefSeq, a predicted model, not a curated record
AUGAGGAAUCACGCAGAAAAACCCCUCCCGCCAGCCCCUGAAAACCACCUGGCUCUCCACCAAUCGGUCUUCAAGUCCAGAGGGAGGGAGGAAGUGUUUUUCUACUUACAUAAGAUUGUCCGAGAACGCCAGGGCAAGUGCCGGCACUGCGCGCGCCGCGGCGCCAAGACGACCCCCCGGGCGGGCGCUGGAAGACGCGAGCGCCUGGCGCACGCCGAGGGCCGCCCCCGGGCCUCGGGCAGAGCAGCUGGACGCCGCUGCGGCCCGGCCACCCGCGUGCCCCGAGAGCCCGACGCCCCGAAGAAGCCACCCUCGUCCUUUCUCCUCUUUUGCCGGGCGGAACGCGAUCGGGUUAGCUUCGAAAACCCCCUCCUGCCCAUGUGCAAGAUCGCCUGCAUCCUGGGGGAGAUGUGGAAGGACCUGGAUCCUAGGAAGAAGAACAACUAUUUCCAGCUGGCCGCGAGCCUCAGGAAAGAGCACCGCCUCGCCGUCGCCCAGUACCUGGCCCAGCAGAAGGCCCGCUCCUCUGCGGACAGCAGGAAGGAAGACGGGGCAGGGGGCACUGAGGAUGGUCAGCAGCGCACCCAAAGCUCUGACUGA